AAUGCUUGCUGCAAUUUCUCCUGCCGUGCGCUUUGCCUUCAUCGCCGCCUGCAUGCUCAUGCUGGCCGACUACAUCAACUCAGGCCCCCCGAAAGUCUGCUCCGACAUCCACUGCACCUGCCCCUGCCACGACGACCCGCCAUCUGAUACAUGUACAUGCCCAAUGCACUGCAAUUAUCGCGAGAACAUCUGGCUGCGCGUUAACGAGAUCCGCAAAUUGGUUCGCCCGCCGCUUACACGCAGCGUAUAUGUGGCGACUGACUCUCCCGAGCCUGCUGAUGCCUGGCAGACCAGAGAGGAACUUGAAAACCGGCACCAGCGCAUGCUCGAGACCAUCCAGUCCUACGAGAACACCAUCGCCAGCCUGCGCAAAGAUCUCUACGAGAUCCACUCCCAGUACUGCGACCUCUACGACGCCUACAUAGACACGAGCCUGCAAGACUAA
This is a messenger RNA of Linderina pennispora, 445 nucleotides long. RefSeq lists its product as uncharacterized. NCBI's taxonomy places the organism in Eukaryota, Fungi, Kickxellomycota, Kickxellomycetes, Kickxellales, Kickxellaceae. The transcript has a single exon. The annotation marks the transcript as partial. The record is from RefSeq and is a predicted model, not a curated record.